This is a messenger RNA of Octopus bimaculoides (California two-spot octopus), 471 nucleotides long. RefSeq lists its product as uncharacterized. NCBI's taxonomy places the organism in Eukaryota, Metazoa, Mollusca, Cephalopoda, Octopoda, Octopodidae. The record is from RefSeq and is a predicted model, not a curated record.
AUGCAAUACAUAAGUUGUCGUGAGAGGGCUGGGACCAAAGCUGGUUUCGGGGUCGCUCUGAUCAGUUUGGAUCAGUCCAAAGCAUUGGAUAGGGUCGACCAUAGCUACUUGGAGGCCGUUCUGAAUGCAGGAAGUUUCGUACCUGUUUUCAGAGACUGGAUCGCUGCAAUGCACAGCGACACCUGCUCAGUGGUCAAAGUGAACGGUCACCUAUCGAAAGUGUUUAGUAUCGCAUGCUCGAUCUGCAAGGGCUGCCCGCUCUCACCUCUUCUGUACGUAUUGGCACUUGAUCCACUACUGCGGAAAUUGGAACAGUUAAGGGGCAUCCAUUACCUGACACGGAAGGGCAGUGUCAUGAUGUCAGACGUCUCCGAAGUGGAGACGGUCGGUACCACUCUAGCGGAAUAUGAGUCGGUUGCAGGGACUAAUGUCAACGCCGACAAAUCGGUGGGUUUGCGGUUGGGCUCCUGA